CAGAUUCAUUUAAAAUUUUAGUAAUGAAUUUGUCAGGACAGUCAGAUGACUGUACUAAUGUAUAUACAGCUGUGAAAUCUGUGAAUAUUGAAGUAUUGAAAGAAUUAUUGGAACAUGGGAAGGAUUAUAAUGAGAAGGAUAAAGAAGGGUGGGGGCCUAUACACCAUGCAGCUUAUAACGGACAUUUUGAAUGUGUGAAAAUAAUUUUUGAAAAAGCGAAUUCGGAUUAUAACUCCGUGCCUGAAGUAUUAGAGAAGGUGUUAUCACCUAGUGUGUAUCAUUGUAGUACACCAUUAUCUCUUGCUGCUAUGCAAGGACAUUAUGAAAUUGUCGAUUUUUUCGCUGAUAUUUAUCGAAAAGCUGAAGUACAUGUAAACAAAAUGGGAUUUCCUUUGCACAAAGCAUGCAGGCAUGGACAUAAUAAAUGUAUUGAGGUGCUUGUGAAAAAACUUCCUCAGUGUAUUAAUGUGAUGGAACUUUCUGGAUGGCAGAUGCACCCGAUACAUUUUACAGUCGAAGAACAGAAUUUGGAAGGUACGAAAAUUUUAUUACAAAAUGGAGCUGAUGUUAAUACAACAUGUAUUUUCAGUCGCACACCUCUGUAUCUUGCCGUUUGGAAAAAUAAUUAUGAAAUCGUGAAACUUCUUGCUGAUAAAGUACGUGAUAUAGACGCUUAUGAUGAUGACGAUUGUACUCCGUUAUUCUUAGCGGUAGUAAAAGGAUAUGUUGAAAUAGUACGCUGUCUGCUUGACAACGGGGCUGACGCUUCGAAGCCUGCAGAUUACGGUCAGAUAUUGUAUCCCAAAUUGCCAUGCAUUCCUAUGGAUAUAGCCGUAGACUAUCGGGAUUUUGAAAUCAUUAAAUUAUUAGCGGAUGGUACACCCCGUGACAAAGGUCUUAAUGCUGUUAUUCAUGCAGCUUUGAACGGAAAUACGAAUUGUUUGAUCCAUUUGUUUGACAGGGGAUUCCCCACAUUUGAUUCAACAACGAAAAUUUAUGAUACGCUUGUGUGGGUCUGUUUACUACAAGAGUGCCCAGAUAAAUUUUGCGCAGAAACAAUAAAAAUUCUUUAUAACCAUGGAACUGAAUUUCAAGAAUUGGCAAAAUUUGAUGAAAGUGUAUGUAUUGUCGAAAUUUAUCUUUUGCCUGACGUAUUUGCUGAUUUAAACAUCGAAGCUUUGAAACAAUUUUUAAAUGCAGGAAUUUUAGAAAUACGGUUUGAAUAUGGCAUGUCUCCUGAUGUAGAAUCCAUAAUUAAUAAACAUAAAAAUUUUCAAAAUGAUUCGAGUUUAAAAAGAGACAUUCCUGGAAUAUUAUUCUGUUUAAAUUAUUUUCCGUUUUUGACAAUUUCAUUCGGAAAGUCAGAACCAACAGAGGAAAAUUUCUCGGAAGGAGACCUAGUACAAAAUAUACCUUCGUUGUUAAAUUUAUCUAGAUGGUUCAUACGAUGUUUGAUUAUAAAAAAGAAAGGCAUGGUUCGGCAAGAAUAUGUCGAGAGUUUGAAACUUCCAAAAAAAAUCACAGCGUUUUUAUUGCAUUGCUGACUUAAAAGGUUUGUGGUCACUUCAGUAGGCCUAUGCGAUAAAACUAUGUGACGGCUUCGGCUUCCUCCACCUCCAAGUCAAUGUUUUCUAAAACAAAUAACUGUCUAACUAAUCCCAUACCUGACAUGUACUGGUAACUGCACAAGAGGCUGCGUUUCACCAUAUAUGAUUAAGCCGUAUUAUCGGCUUUCCUCUCCCCCAGGAUAAAUAUGUAAAUCUUAUCAUAUCCAGUUAGGUUAGGUAAAUACUAAAAUCACUGCAUGCCAAAGUUGCACCAAAUUUUUUUGUGAGUGAACAUAGUAUUUCAUCGCAUGUUUUAACCAUUUUAUUUUUUAUAUUGCCUAACUUGGUUGCCCUUGAAGUUGACUACAUUAAUGUGCAAUUUAGAUUUUAUUUUUCUCUGACUGGACUGCGCUUAUUUUGUAUAUGUUAGUGUGUGGAUUUAUAGCAUAUGCAUGGAAGCCUUUGCAUGACAAUUUUACCGGUAUAACAAUUUUUGGCGCUCCUGCAGUAUGUGCACCAAGAUUGCAGACACUGGAAUGUAGUUUGUGUACCAGGUUGGGACAUAAUUUUAUUCUAAUUUUG
This is a messenger RNA of Styela clava, 2129 nucleotides long. RefSeq lists its product as uncharacterized. Gene Ontology annotation, molecular function: protein binding. Lineage: Eukaryota; Metazoa; Chordata; Ascidiacea; Stolidobranchia; Styelidae. The record is from RefSeq and is a predicted model, not a curated record.